AUGCAGAGUAAAAACCUCACAGAAGUGACAGAGUUCAUUUUCCUAAGAUUCUCCAGAUUCCACGAACACCAGGUCACCCUCUUUGUGGUUUUCCUCAUCCUGUAUACAUUAACCCUGGCUGGCAAUGCCAUCAUCGUGACCAUCAUCCACACUGAUCCUCAAUUCCACAUGCCCAUGUACUUCUUCCUGAGCAUGCUGGCCAGUUCAGAGACCAUGUACACACUGGUCACCAUCCCACGGAUGCUCUCUGGCCUCAUAGCCCAGAGCCAGCCAAUCUCCCUAGCAGGCUGUGCCACUCAAAUGUUCUUCUUUCUUACCUUAGCCAUCAACAACUGCUUCUUGCUCACAGCGAUGGGGUACAACCACUCUGUGGCCAUCUGCAACCCCCUGAGAUACACACUCAUCAUGAGCAAGAGGGUGUGUGUCCAGCUGACAUGUGGAGUCCUCGGCAUUGGCCUGGCCAUGGCAGCUGUCCAGGUAACAUCCAUAUUUACCUUACCCUUUUGUCACAGAGUGGUUGGUCAUUUCUUCUGUGACAUCCUCCCCGUCAUGAAACUCUCCUGUGUUGAUACCACUAUCAAUGAGAUCAUCAAUUUUGUUGUCAGUUUAGCUGUGAUCCCGGUUACCAUGGGCCUGGUCUUCAUAUCCUAUGUCCUUAUCAUCUCCACCAUCCUCAAGAUCGCCUCAGUCGAGGGCCGGAAGAAGGCCUUUGUCACAUAUGCCUCCCACCUCACCAUGGUCAUUGUCCGCUAUGGCUGUCCCUCCAUUGCCUACCUCAAGCCCAAGUCUGAAAAUUCUGUAGAACAAGACCUCCUUCUCUCAGUGACCUACACCAUCAUCACUCCCCUGCUGAACCCUGCUGUUUACAGUCUGAGGAACAAGGAGGUCAAGGAUGCCCUACACAGAGCUGUGGGCAGAAAUAUUUAUCCAUUGACCCUGUUUAUAAAGAGCAAAGACAGGCUGUGGGACAGGGAGGGUCGUCCUGAGCAGGAAAGUGGGUAA
Molecule: messenger RNA, 1002 nt
Organism: Hippopotamus amphibius kiboko
Lineage: Eukaryota; Metazoa; Chordata; Mammalia; Artiodactyla; Hippopotamidae
Product: putative olfactory receptor 10J6
Exons: 2
Coding region: 1-1002 (333 amino acids)
Biological process (GO): G protein-coupled receptor signaling pathway
Cellular component (GO): membrane
Molecular function (GO): G protein-coupled receptor activity; olfactory receptor activity
Source: RefSeq, a predicted model, not a curated record